Fusarium redolens is the source of this 1080-nucleotide messenger RNA. Its product is annotated as zinc-binding dehydrogenase. Gene Ontology annotation, biological process: alcohol metabolic process. The transcript has 3 exons. NCBI's taxonomy places the organism in Eukaryota, Fungi, Ascomycota, Sordariomycetes, Hypocreales, Nectriaceae. The coding region runs from base 1 to 1080 and encodes 359 amino acids. Gene Ontology annotation, molecular function: zinc ion binding; alcohol dehydrogenase (NADP+) activity. The record is from RefSeq and is a predicted model, not a curated record.
AUGACGGAUUACAAAUUUGAAGGAUGGCUGGGAAAGAGUCCCGAGUCCGUUCAGGGCAAGAUGGAGUGGGGUGCCUUUACGCCCAAGAAGUGGACGGAAGACGACGUCGAUAUUAAAGUCACCCACUGUGGUGUUUGCGGUUCUGAUCUUCAUACGUUGAAGUCGGGAUGGGGACCAACGCAGUAUCCCUGCUGUGUUGGCCAUGAAAUCGUUGGCAAAGCUGUUCGAGUAGGCCAGAAUGUCAAACACGUCAAACUGGGUGAUCGUGUUGGUGUUGGUGCCCAAGCCCUGAGUUGCUUGAAGUCUGAUUGCCCCCAAUGUUCGACUGGCAGAGAGAAUUAUUGCCCUGGUAUUAUUCAGACGUAUGCCAUGGACUAUCCUGAUGGAACCGGUACAAGCUUUGGCGGAUACGCCGACUACAAUCGCUCACCGGGACACUUCGUCUUCAAGAUUCCCGAUAACCUUCCGUCCGAGGCGGCUGCUCCUAUGCUAUGCGCUGGAGGCACUGUCUUCUCGCCUUUGAAGCAAAAUGACUGUGGUCCAGGUAAAACAGUCGGUAUUGUUGGCGUUGGUGGCCUCGGUCAUUUCGGUGUUCUAUUUGCAAAGGCUCUUGGGGCUGAUAGAGUCGUUGCAAUUUCGCGCAAAUCUUCCAAGAGGGAUGAGGCUCUAGCUCUUGGAGCUGAUAAGUACAUUGCAACCGAUGAUGACAGUGAUUGGGCUACAAAGAACAGCCGCACCCUUGACCUCAUGAUCAGUACAGUCUCUAGCCCGAAAAUGCCCAUGACUGAAUAUCUUUCACUACUCAAGGUGGGAGGCACUUUUGUUCAAGUUGGAAAUCCUGAUGGAGGCCAGCUACCCGCAAUCAAUGCCUUUACGCUCAUUUUCAACAACAUCAACGUUGGCGGAAGCUGCAUUGCGUCUCCCAAUACAAUUAGAGAAAUGCUUCAGCUGGCUUCUGAAAAGAACAUCAGGCCAAGUAUUGAGACGCGACCUAUUGAGGGUGCCAACAAGACAAUUGUUGAUAUGGAGAAUGGGUUGGCGCGAUACCGCUAUGUUCUUGUUAAUGGGAAGAAUCUAUGA